AACCAACAUUUUCAUUUUGGUCAUUCCAUACUGCCAGUCGUGAAUGAGUUUGGAGACGAGCAGCAUUCGGAAUUUUACUUGGCUUCUGAACUAAUAGGAUCUUGUCGCUUCUUCUCAAACCUCAUAAUCCAGAGUUUUCUUCAGUAGAAUAGCUGGAAACAUGGGUCGAACGAAGCAGAAAAGUCCUCGUCGCCCACCCGCCGUCAUGCUCCCACGACCAGCCCGUCAGCCCCGUCGGGGCGCGGAUAACAACGUGGCGGCAGUUCCUGCUUCACCAUCACCUCUUCUCGCACCGGAAAUGAGAGGACGUCAACUUCAAGGGGCCUGCAUGGGAGUGCAACGAUCAGGGAGGAGGGGCUCAUCACCACCACCACCUGAGAACGUAGCCCAACGCCCACCACAGAACGAGAAUCCUCUCCCAAGAAAUAAUCCUGGCUGCAAUUUGAGAGGUGUAGCUAACCGCAUAAUACCGUUGACUGAAUAUUUCUGCGGUGGUGGAGGCCCCCCUUCUCUUCCUUCCGGUAGUAUCAGAGUCAUGGAGCAACCCAUGCAACAGGCUCCACCAGUUGGCCAUCUAAUUCACGGCAGGGACGUCGACCACAAUCCUUCCCUCGACGAUACUUUCACAAUCGACAGCAGCGAACCAAGUAUCAUCAUGAUAUCCAGUGAUGGGUCCGAAUAUCUCCCUCCCAACCGUAACCGUACUCAGCGGAAGAAUGCGAAUCCGGCCAAGUCCACGGUUGGUGCAAACGGCGUCCUCACACCGCCACAACUUCAACGUUCUCGUUCCCGUAUCCCUGCUAAACGAACUGUCCCAAAGCAGGGGAGGUGCAUCCAGCCUUCAAGAUACCGACCAGGGGUCGUCGCUCUCCGAGAGAUUCGUCGAUACCAGAAGACAACAGAGCUCUUAAUUCCCAAGGCACCCUUUCAACGCCUCGUCCGAGAAGUGUGUACAAAUAAAUUUCCAAAACCCUUACGAUGGACCCCGCUCGCACUGGAAGCUUUGCAGACAGCGGCGGAGGACUACGUCAUUAGCAUUUUGGAAGAGGGCAACCUAUGUGCCUUACAUGCAAAGAGGGUCACUCUCAAACCCCACGACCUUCGAUUGGCGAGACGAAUCCGAGGAGAUGACAUCAUGGGUUGUUCCUCUCGAUAUCGCUAAACCCCAAUGCCAUCGUUAUGUUUUAGAUAGAGAAAAAAUCUCAAGUUUGAUUCAACUCUCGUUUUGUUUAAUUCAGUUUUAAAAUUUUAUAUCACGUCAAAUAAAUCUGCAAUCUAAGUAUAAAAUUUUUGCCUCAGGUAAUUACAAAUAUUAUUUAUGAGGUAUAAAUUAGUCACUGUUUAAUUAGUUAAAUACAAAUCUGUCCCGCACUGCGAUGCUAUUUAAGUAUACGUAUUAUUAUCACAAAAAUUUGUCUAAAAGUAAAAUAAAAUAUGCAACUCGUAUGAAAUAUUUACUAAAA
Molecule: messenger RNA, 1463 nt
Organism: Folsomia candida
Lineage: Eukaryota; Metazoa; Arthropoda; Collembola; Entomobryomorpha; Isotomidae
Product: histone H3-like centromeric protein CSE4
Exons: 3
Coding region: 161-1162 (333 amino acids)
Cellular component (GO): nucleosome
Molecular function (GO): structural constituent of chromatin; protein heterodimerization activity; DNA binding
Source: RefSeq, a predicted model, not a curated record